Colletotrichum orchidophilum is the source of this 1434-nucleotide messenger RNA. RefSeq names its product glycosyl hydrolase family 6. The transcript is spliced from 6 exons. The record is from RefSeq and is a predicted model, not a curated record. Gene Ontology annotation, biological process: cellulose catabolic process. Gene Ontology annotation, cellular component: extracellular region. Bases 1 to 1434 code for a protein of 477 amino acids. NCBI's taxonomy places the organism in Eukaryota, Fungi, Ascomycota, Sordariomycetes, Glomerellales, Glomerellaceae. Gene Ontology annotation, molecular function: hydrolase activity, hydrolyzing O-glycosyl compounds; cellulose binding.
AUGGCUGCCCGUGCUCUCUUUACUGUCGCCCUCCUGGGCACUGCUGCUCUCGCCGUCCCCAUCGAGGAGAGACAGUCUUGUGGCGCCGUUUGGGCACAAUGCGGUGGCCAAGGCUUCACUGGUCCUACGUGCUGUGCUUCUGGCAGCACUUGCGUCGUCAACAACGCCUACUACAGCCAGUGUCUACCCGGCAGUGCUUCUUCUUCCAGUUCCGCAGCCGCCUCGUCGACCAUCCGCUCCAGCUCUUCCGCAGUUGUCAGCCCUUCUCGGACUUCGACAACCGCCGGGGCCGGUACCACUACCACGCUUGUCGGGACUGCCACCACCAGCGCUCCCGUAGUCACUGGCGGCGCGACCUAUACUGGCAAUCCUUUUGCUGGCGUUAAUCUCUGGGCCAACUCAUACUACGCCUCUGAGAUUACGACCUUGGCCAUCCCGUCCCUGAGCCCGGCUCUAGCAACUGCAGCCGCUGCCGUUGCCAAGGUCCCUACCUUUAUGUGGAUGGACACCCGUGCCAAGAUCCCCUUGGUUGACUCUACGCUGGCCGACAUCCGCAAGGCCAAUGCGGCUGGCGGCAACUACGCCGGCCAAUUCGUCGUCUACGACCUCCCCGACCGCGACUGCGCUGCUGCUGCCUCCAACGGCGAGUAUUCCAUCGCUGACGGCGGUGUUGCCAAGUACAAGGAGUACAUUGACGCUAUUCGUACCAUGGUUCUCAAGUACUCCGACAUUCGCAUCCUGCUCGUCAUCGAGCCCGACUCCCUGGCCAACCUGGUCACCAACCUCAAUGUCGCCAAGUGCUCCGGUGCUCAGGCCGCCUACCUCGAGUGUACCAACUAUGCUGUCACCCAGCUUAACUUGCCCAACGUCGCCAUGUACCUUGAUGGUGGUCAUGCCGGCUGGUUAGGAUGGACUGCGAACUUGGGACCUGCUGCGAACAUGUACGCCAAGGUAUACAAGGACGCUGGCAGCCCCAAGGCUCUGCGCGGCAUUGUGACCAACGUGGCCAACUACAACGCAUGGAGCGUUAGCUCCCCGCCUUCGUACACCUCAGGCAACUCCAACUACGAUGAGAAGCACUACAUCGAGGCUCUUCAGCCCCUCCUCGCCGCUCAAGGCUGGAAUGCUCAGUUCAUCGUGGAUCAAGGCCGCUCUGGUAAGCAGCCCACUGGCCAGCAGGCUUGGGGUGACUGGUGCAAUGCCAUCGGCACCGGCUUCGGUCUCCGUCCAUCCUCCAACACGGGCUCUCCGCUUGUUGACGCCUUCGUCUGGGUGAAGCCUGGCGGCGAGAGUGACGGCACUUCCGACACCACCGCCACCCGCUACGACUACAACUGCGGCAAGAGUGACGCUCUAAAGCCCGCUCCCGAGGCCGGCACUUGGUUCCAGGCCUACUUUGAACAGCUGCUUGUGAACGCCAACCCAGCCUUCUGA